This is a messenger RNA of Diuraphis noxia (Russian wheat aphid), 1680 nucleotides long. It is a transcript of the gene Dip-C, whose product is annotated as dipeptidase C. Lineage: Eukaryota; Metazoa; Arthropoda; Insecta; Hemiptera; Aphididae. The record is from RefSeq and is a predicted model, not a curated record. Gene Ontology annotation, molecular function: manganese ion binding; metalloaminopeptidase activity.
UUGGUAUUAGUUAAUAGUUAUGUAUAUUACUAGCAAUUUGCUAUAUUAAAAGGUAAAAUUAAAAAUAUAGAUUUCAUUUACCAUUUACUGCUCUAGUUUCAAAGAACAAUAAAAUGACAUGUAUCAGUCAAGAUGGAAAAUUCAGUUUGGGAGAACAUACAUUGUCAGUGCCCAUGGAACUCUAUAAACUUAAUCGAGAAAGACUUUGUAAACGUCUUAAAGAAGUUGUGGACAAGGAUGCUUAUGUACUAUUACAAGGUGGUUCAAAUAUAUCCCAUUAUUGUACUGAUGUAGAUUAUGUAUUUAGACAGGAACCCUACUUUCAUUGGGCUUUCGGGGUCAGUGAACCUGAUUGUUAUGGUUUGAUACAUGUAUCCAGCGGCGAAGCGCAUUUGUUUUUCCCGAGAGUCGAAGAGGCGCACACAGUAUGGCUGGGUAAACCGUUGUCCUUAGAUGAAUACAAAUGUCGCUAUAAGGUCAACUACGCGUCAUAUGCUGACACGCUUGGUGAAACACUGAAUGCAUUAAAACCUUCACUGAUAUUGACUUUGUAUGGAAAAAACACAGAUAGUGAUAAGACAUGUAAAGAAGCACAUUUCGAAGGAAUAGACAAGUUUACAUUGGACAACAAAAUAUUACAUAAAAUCAUAGCAGAUUGCCGUGUUAUCAAAACUGAUUAUGAAAAAGAAGUCAUGAGGUACGCAACGAAAGUUACCUGCAACGCUCACAAGUCCGUGAUGGCGAAGUGUAAGCCGAUCAUGUACGAAUAUCAAUGCGAAGCCAACUUUCUUCAUUACGCUUAUUAUGUUGGGGGGUGCAGGCACGUGGGCUAUAACAACAUAUGCUGUUCAGGUAUGAACGGCGCCAUCUUGCACUACGGACAUGCCAUGGAACCCAACUCUAAAGAGAUACAUGACGGCGACAUGUGUCUGUUUGACAUGGGAGCAUCAUACAGUGGCUAUACGGCAGACGUGACUGUAUCGUUUCCGGCUAAUGGAAAGUUCACCGAUGAUCAACGCGCGAUUUACAAUGCUGUGCUUGCGGCCAGUCGUGCCGUUAUGAAUGCCAUAAAACCAGGCGUUUCCUGGGUGGACAUGCACAUACUGGCCAACAAAGUCACGCUUAGARAGCUGCGUGAAAUUGAUUUACUUCGUGGUGACGUCGACGAAAUGUAUGAAGCAGGUCUCGGCGCCAUAUUCCAACCACACGGGCUGGGGCAUCUACUGGGAAUCGACGUGCACGAUGUUGGCGGUUAUUUGGAAGGAUAUCCGGACAGGCCGCUAAAGCCAGGCGUUAAGUCCCUGAGAACGGCUAGAAACUUGGAAGAAGGCAUGGCACUCACAGUUGAGCCAGGGUGUUAUUUUAUCGAACCGCUGUUAAAGCGGGCUCUCAAUGAUCCAAUACAAUCCAAGUUCUUGAAUGAAAAAGUGCUAAAACGGUUUUGGAAGUUUGGUGGCAUCCGCAUUGAAGACAACAUUUUCGUUACAAAACAUGGAAUAGAAAACUACACCCCAGUACCAAGAACUGUCGAAGAAAUCGAAGAGUGGAUGAGUAAAAAAGAAGCAGUCGCUUAAAUAUAUAUCAUCGAAUACAAUAUGUUACGCCAUUUAAUUAUACUAAUUGAUUAACAAUAGGUAUUACUUAUAAUAUAAUAGCCAAAUGGGAAAUUUUUAAAAACAA